AUAUCGGCCCAGCUGGUGGAACUCUUCAAUUGUGGAGACUCAAAACAGAAAUCCAAGAUGGCGCGCUCCAUGCACGAAAAUGCCGAAUGGAAAUAUAGGGGUGAAGGAAACUGUAGCCUUGUUGUCGCAGAUCCUGAGACCCACCAGGUGUACCGGUUGGUGAAAACCUAUUUCACACAAGCCAUGGAAACUCUCUACCCUUUGGACUCCUCAGAGCCUUGCUGUGAUCACAUCGUGAUGGAGAUGAGGAAGAUUGUCGACUAUGUUACCAACGUAAUGCAGCCUCUGUUGUCUCCGAAGUUUGUCACACCGCCUGUAGUUGCCGAAAUCUCAGAAGGCUUUGCUGAGGAGGCAGAGAAAACCAAUCAAGAUAUGAGACCAGCCAGUCGUAGGAAGAAAUCGGUUGACCUUGUGGAUGUCAGGUCAAGGUCAGCCCUGGUUAUGCCAGACUUCUGUUUUGUGUCCAAUAGAGACAGCAUUCCUGUGGAACUGGAGGAGUCACAGCCGACUAUAAGCAUAGAGAUCAAGCCCAAGAAGGCUUUCAUACCAAGUCCUGUUGCUAUAGAUCGCACCUCCAUCAAGCACCAAGUCUGCAAGUUUUGCAUGCACCAGCGUUUGAAGACUCAGCUGGAGGGACAAAGAUGGGGGCCACAGGACUCAAUCACGCUUGUCUGAAUCUUUUGAUGCAGACUCCUCCAAAUGACUUUGGGCUGCUUUCAACUCCCGUGGGUACAAUACCAAAAGCCCUAUUGUUCCUUAUUGGGGAUUUGGUGAAUUGAAGAGGCUUGCGACAGCUGAAAAUCCCCUCUAGUGCUUCGUUAAUUAACUCACUGUCAGUGUCACAUGCUGGGGACAAAUAUUUUUGAAGACCAUGGAGAGAAUUGCAGAGAUCAUGCUGUUGUUUAUGAUGGAAGAUUUCUUGCCGAGCUCAGCAUCAAAAUCACAGAUUUUCCAAAAAUAGAAAUGUUUCGUGUGUCAUUGUUUGAUGCGAGACAUUCCUUUCCGUGAUGCAGACUUUAGUGAAAGGUGAAGUGUGUCUGCUUUGCUUGUUUGUAAUUUGUUGGGAUGAAUAGUUGUGAUUGAAUUAAUGUUUCAUGCUGGUGUUAAGUGCACUUGAAAGGGUCUGGAAAGGUCGUGGCAUGAUUCCUAUUAUGAGCUGUCAUCCGAAUUUAAACAACCUGAUCUUCUUUAAUAAAGGUACUGAAAUUAUGAAUUGAAGCUGAUUGCAUUGAAAGAUAGCAAGCUUGCUUUGACUGACAGAUGUCUAUGUGAAAUAUGGAGGAACUCAAGGGUUAAUGUGCUAGCUUGUCGUCACAGGUUCAAUCCCGGGUUCACAGUUGAGGUAAGUCAGUUCUCGGUGAACACUUCAUCGAUGGGGUUGUAAUCAUGCUUGAAGCUACAUAAAACCAUACCAAAUGUAAUAAACAGGCAUGAAAGUCAAUAGUCCCUUAAUAAACCUUAUAUUAAUAUAAUACAUUCAGGGGUGACUUGAUCCAAUUACUGCAGUUGCCUCUCACUCGGGACCUCCCUCAGUUCCUAACAGUGCAUAGUUUAUACCCGUAAGUCAGUGUGUGAUACCAAAUGCAGAACCUCACAGGCUGCCAUAUUAAAUUUACACGACAAAGAGAUUUUGUUGAGCAAGGAUAAGAAAGAAGAAAUAUGUACUUGACUUGAAGUCAUAGAAAAUUGAACUUUGUGAUCAUCAUGGAAAACAAAUGACAUUAGAACGUUUUCAAGAGUCAUUCCUAAAAAACAUAAAAAUUAUUACAAUGUCUUUAGGAUAAUAAGUUUGAUGUUGCAAUACCUGUCUACCCU
Molecule: messenger RNA, 1815 nt
Organism: Haliotis rubra (blacklip abalone)
Lineage: Eukaryota; Metazoa; Mollusca; Gastropoda; Lepetellida; Haliotidae
Product: inositol-pentakisphosphate 2-kinase-like
Exons: 7
Coding region: 58-675 (205 amino acids)
Biological process (GO): inositol phosphate biosynthetic process
Cellular component (GO): nucleus
Molecular function (GO): inositol-1,3,4,5,6-pentakisphosphate 2-kinase activity; ATP binding
Source: RefSeq, a predicted model, not a curated record